Molecule: messenger RNA, 96 nt
Organism: Peronospora matthiolae
Lineage: Eukaryota; Oomycota; Peronosporomycetes; Peronosporales; Peronosporaceae
Source: the annotation of a GenBank genome assembly
AUGCGAAAAGAGCUGGACUCGACCGGAGGCCUCGAGGACCUUGUCGAAGUAGGCACGAGCAAGGAGCUUGAACGUCCUCGAAUCUGUAUUGCCUAG